AUGAAUGGAACGCACAAUCAAAAUCUACUUUAUCUGGAAUCCCUUUGCCAAGAAUUAUAUUCCCCCAAUUCUCAAGAACAACGCUCAAAGGCCGAGAAGCUAUUAGACAAUGCUUUUCCAACCUUCUCCGAGACUUUAUCUCCACGUACCAACGGGUCAAAUGGUUUACCAAACAACCCUUUGGGUAUAAAAAUACAAUCGCCGACUGAAUCUUCCAUGUAUUGUAAAUGGCUUUUGGAGAAUUCAACCUCGCCUUAUGCUCAAUUGUUUGCAUCGGCAAGGUUAAAAAGUCUGGUCUUGGAUCAUUAUUCUAUGUUCACAGCGAAACAUAAAUUAGAACUGAGUAUGGGAAGUUUUUUAUUCAAUUAUUUGGCUUUACAUCCUGAUUAUCAGCCAUUUGUCUUGUCUUCGCUUGCACAACUGUUUGCAACUAUAACAAAAGUUGGAUGGUUUGAAGACGAUGAAUUCAAAAAUAUAACAAAUGACGUAUCUAAUUUCAUACAGUCUACUGUGGACCAUAGAAUUGUAGCUAUUGGAUUUAGAGAUUCUGAAUUACUAGACAUUUUCCGGCUGGGUUUUGUUGUUCUACGUCAAAUUUUGAAUGGAGAAAUGGUUUACACAAAUGAACGUAAAUUGAAAGAAUAUUGUUUGACUUUACUUCGCAACUGUUUCGCAUUUGAUUUCAUUGGCACAACUCCGGACGAGUCUGGUGAAGAUGUUGGAAGUAUCCAAGUUACAUCAUCUUGGCGUUCAACAAUCGAAGAUCCGACUUUCCUCCAAACAUUUUUCGAGGCUUAUAAAAGGUUUCAACCGCCACAUUCAAGUCAAGUUAUGGAAGUGCUCGUUCAAAUUUCUUCAAUUCGUCGUUCUCUUUUUAAUGAAGAAGAGCGUUCCAAAUUCCUUCAUGCAUUGAUGCAAGGAAUUAGCGAGAUAAUAAUAGGUUCAAUAGGAUUAUCUGAUUUAAACAACUAUCACGAGUUUUGUCGUCUUCUUUCAAGAUUUAGAUCUACGUAUCAAUGGAACGAGAUCACUGAGAAAUCCGGAUUUAGCGAUUGGAUUGAUUUUGUUGCCGACUUUACUAUUAAAGGAUUUAAUAGUUGGCAGUUUGUGCCAAAUAGCAUACAAUAUUUACUUGCAUUUUGGUCCAAAAUGUAUUCAUAUGCUGGGAAUACUCGUCCAGGUUCUACAAAUAAAUUAGAUAUAAUUUCAAGCAAACUAACUGCAGCAUACAUAAGUUCUAAAAUUCAAUCAGUGGAACAAAUAUUAGAUGGUUCUAUUGAUGAUCCCUUAGAGAAUGAAGAUGCUCUUGUGGAUGAUCUCGAGAUGUUUUCAAAUAUUGCUCGGUACAAAUAUGAUGAAUCUCAGACAAGUAUUGAUAAUUUAUUCCAACCAAUCUUUAAUCAAUAUAAAGAAUUAUUUACACAAGUGAACGCUGGAAUUGUUAAUAGUUCCUAUACUCAAUUUUUCGAUACAAUUGAAACAAAAUUUGCUUGGCUUAUGUAUAUGAUUGGAGGAAUGAUCGGAGGUCGACAGACUUAUAUUAGUUCUGAGGAACAAGAUUUGAUUGAUGGUGAACUUACAUGCCAAAUUCUCCAACUAAUGAAUAUGAAUGAGCAAUGGAAUGCACCGCGUACCAGUGGUAGCGGUUAUGAAAAAUUUGAAUUGGCUUUAGUUUACUUUUUCCAACAGUUUCGCAAGAGUUACAUCGGUGAAAGUGCACAAAGGGUUUCAAAAGUUUAUAGUAAAUUAUCUGAUAUAGGAUAUAAUGAUCAAUCUAUGCUAUUGAAUGCUAUUAUUCAAAGAAUAGCAAAGAAUCUUGAAGGAUGGGGCCAUAGUUCAAAAAUAAUUCAACGCAGUGUUUCCUUGUUUAAUGACUUAGCCGGAGG
Funneliformis caledonium is the source of this 1886-nucleotide messenger RNA. The record is from the annotation of a GenBank genome assembly. Lineage: Eukaryota; Fungi; Glomeromycota; Glomeromycetes; Glomerales; Glomeraceae.